Molecule: messenger RNA, 1932 nt
Organism: Penicillium diatomitis
Lineage: Eukaryota; Fungi; Ascomycota; Eurotiomycetes; Eurotiales; Aspergillaceae
Exons: 1
Coding region: 1-1932 (643 amino acids)
Biological process (GO): replication fork processing; mitotic intra-S DNA damage checkpoint signaling; resolution of meiotic recombination intermediates
Cellular component (GO): nucleus; Holliday junction resolvase complex
Molecular function (GO): nuclease activity; DNA binding
Source: RefSeq, a predicted model, not a curated record
AUGCCAGAGGUUAUUGACCUCAUCUCUUCAGAUUCGCCUCUUCCUGAAGACCCGAGACCAGCAGCCCAAAUACUCCCGAAGCCACGAUCGACGGCGGCUGGUCUCGCGGCCAAUGUGGCCCUUUUCUCGUCCGAUUCAGUAUUCGACAUACCGGGCUUAUCGGACAUCGUCCCCGACAAGCCAGCGAAGAAACGCCGUGUGAGCCGUGAGAAGAGCUCCUCUGUACACAAUGCCAUCGAGAGCAGAGCAGUAUCUGGGAAAGAUGCGCAUAUAUUUUCUUUCUCCGACGACGACAUAAUUCCUCCGCCCUCAAAAUCAAAAUCAACUCCCUUGGGACUUCCACCACAGCACGAGGUGGACGACUUCGACUCGAUUGUCUUCACUUCGUCUGCACCUGAACUUUCUCGAAAAAAUACAACGCAAACAUAUGAUUCCAACAAAGAUCUCAACCUGAUCAUCCUUGACGACGACGACGAGAACAACUCAUGGCCGGCAACAAAGGGCGGAAAUUCCCAUGCCAGGCGGGAUGAAAUAGAUGAGUUUAGCGACCCAUUUCUGUUUGCAGGCGCCAAUGAUCCAUUUGGCGCCUCUUCUGAUAUUGAGGACGCCCCGAAAUCAAAGUUCUCCAGCAAGACUGCCGCGCUGCUGUCUGCCAUUGAGACUGUACCCAUUGCAAGCGUCACCCGAUCUGAAGCAAAGCCCAGGCCGAGUGCUCGAAACUCUCACAUCACUAUCAGGGCCAAUCAAGGCAUGGCUGAUGUAUGUGACGAUAUCGAUGAGCCGGAAGCGCCCCGGCCCCUGGCGAAGAAAUCUGCCAAGCUCAGCACGGAAGAGAAAGAAGCCAGAGCAAAAGCACGAGCCGAAGCAAAAGCCCUGAAAGACGUUGAGAAACAGCUCGAGAGGGAACGGAAGCAAAGACUGAAAGAGGAAAAGGCAAGAGAAAAGCAGCUGGCAGCGGACCUUGCCGAUGUGAAUAAGUUAAAGACGGACAAGAAGAAUUCUACUGCAGAAAUGAUAAUUGAUAUGUCGGACUCCCUGAAGAAUACAAGCGUCGGGAAUCAGUCCGAGGAAUACAUGAAACGACUAAAUGUUGAACAUCAUUUCUUCACCGGUCCGAUUCCUAAUGUGGUGAAAUGGCGUCGGAAGAUGAAUGCAAAGUACAAUGACAACCUUGGUCAUUGGGAGCCAGCGCCAUUUCACAUUGCCGCAGAAAAGCAGGUGCUUUGUCUGGUACCUGCACAGCUUUUUGUUGACAUGGUUGUUCAGUCUGAAGGGGGAGAAGAGACGGAAUCGCUGGAAGAGCAUGUGAUGAAGCUCAAAAGCGCCUAUCCAGGAUACACCAUCAUCUACUUGAUUGAGGGACUCACAUCUUUGAUGAAAAAGCACGGAAACGCCCGAAACAGGGCUUAUGUGGCCGAGGUGUUACGCCAAGCUGCGCCAGAGCCAAUGCCCACAGAAGAAGGUCCUGCCUCUCGACGAGGAAGAAAAGCAACGCGUAAACCCGUGGAUGGGCCGCCUGUCGAUCCCGACGAGGUUGAAGAUGGCCUUCUCGAGUUACAAGUCGCACAUUCAUGUCUAAUUCAUCAUACCGCGGCACCAGCCGAGUCUGCAGAAUGGAUCAAAUUGUUCACUGAGCAUAUAUCCACCAAUCUGUAUCGAUGGGAACGUUCAAAUGCCCAUGAUGCAUCAUUUUGUAUGGAAACCGGACAGGUCAAGACCGGUGAUAGCAAACAAGACACCUUUGUGAAAAUGCUGCAAGAGGUCAAUCGAGUCACUGCUUCCAUGGCAUAUGGCAUUGCGGCACAAUAUUCUUCUGUCACGGACUUGGUCCAGGGAAUGCAAAGGCAUGGCCCCGGGAUGCUGGAAGAUGUUAAGGUAUGUGAAUUGUGCAGGCCUUCAGAGGUCAUUUCAUUUCUUCGUGUUGUCUUGUAG